CCUUCUGAUAUCCUGGGACGGACAUGGUUACAACAACACUGCAUACACCUUAUGGAAACAUCAGUGUCUUCAUAACUGUCUGUUCUGUCAUAGAAUCUGCAUUUCUCUCUGUUAUCUGUUGUGAAACUUUGGUCGUGUCACUUGACUGCUCUUUAAAUAGCUGAUAUCACAGAAAGAUGGACAUCAGGUGAUAGCGAGAAAUUUCACUUAAUGCGGAUGUCACAAGCCCUUAAAGGAGAGAGAUAAGAUAUGUAAUUGGAAUGUCUUUUUAACAGUAUUGAUUUAACUUCUUUGGGGCACCAAAAGGUCUCUGGGGGACUUGACUGCGUAACAGAGGAAUGGUAAAGUGGCAUUAAUUUGUGACUUGGUUGGAUUCUUCUGCUGGCAGCCUGAUUCUCCUCUCUCCCCAGUGUUGUGUGUGUAAUGCCAUUGACUGUGCUGGAGUUACUCCUGAUAUGCACUGGACUGGGUGAGAGGAGACCAGCCCAUUUCCAUGCACAAGGAUAAAUGCUGCUGCUGUCAUCUCUGCUCUUUCUUACAAAAACUUGCUGGGUCUUUGUGUGGGAAAAGGGCUACCAAGAAACAGACAAUGUGGUCAGUUCGGUUACCACCAAGGUGAAGGGAAUAACCGUGACAAACACAUCGGAGUUGGGACUCCGGGUCUGGGAUGUGGCUGACUAUGUUAUUCCACCUCAGGGAGAGAAUACGUUAUUCAUCAUGACAAACCUGAUAAUGACACUGAAUCAGACACAAGGCUAUUGUCCUGAGCUUCCAGAUAAGACAACGGUGUGUAAUUCCAGUAAGGACUGUGCUGCAGGAUACAUAGGCACCCACAGCAAUGGAGUCCAGACUGGGAAGUGUAGGAAGUACUCCACCUCUGUCAAAACCUGUGAGAUCUAUGCUUGGUGUCCUGUGGAGAAUGACACUCAUUUACCUAAGCCGGCUUUCCUAAAGGAUGCUGAGAACUUCACCAUUUUGGUGAAGAACAAUAUCUGGUAUCCCAAGUUCAACUUCACCAGGCGAAAUAUUUUGCCCUCUAUCAGUACCGUUUACCUCAAGACCUGCAUUUAUGACCCUAAAACGGAUCCCUUCUGCCCAAUCUUCCGAAUCCGUCAAAUAGUUGAAGCUGCAGGACAGAAUUUUCAGGAGAUGGCUGUUGAGGGUGGAGUAAUGGGGGUGCAGAUCAACUGGAACUGUGACCUUGACAAACCUGCUUCUUACUGUGUGCCAAAAUACACCUUCCGUCGCCUUGACAACAAGGAUUCUGACCACACGGUCUCACCUGGAUAUAAUUUCAGGUUUGCAAAAUACUACAAGGACGCAAGUGGCACUGACUCACGGACACUAAUUAAGGCUUACGGCAUCCGUUUUGAUAUCAUGGUGUUUGGAAAGGCAGGAAAAUUUGAUAUAAUUCCUACAAUGAUUAACAUUGGUUCUGGCCUAGCCCUGUUUGGAGUGGCAACAGUCCUGUGUGACAUCGUGGUUCUGUACUUCAUGAAGAAGAGAUACUACUACAGAGAGAAGAAAUACAAAUACGUAGAAGAUUAUGAACUGGGAGCCAGUGAGACAUAUGGAACGCAAUCCUGACAGUGGUGGUGCUGCAGCAUCAAUUGCCCAACAUGAAGUGCUGCUGUGAAUGUUAUUCUGCUUCAUGGAGAGACAGUAAGAUGAUGCUGCAGGCUUCCCUUCCUGGAACUGGGUUAAUCAAUCUGUGUUCUCUAAGUGGAAAGAGAAACCUCUCUCAUUACUUUAUGGCUGACAAACAGUGCAUUCUUGUUCUGUGUCACUGACAACCCAGGGAAAGUUUUGAAGCUACUAGUUGUUCAAAUUUUUGCCAUAGUAAACAAAUGUAAAGAUCAGGAUGUGUAUGCCAAACUCUCAUGGAAAGUGUCUCAAGAUAAGAAACAGCUGAGUAAGUCUUCCCUUCCCCCUUAUUCUCUAGAAAGCCCCCUGGAGGGGCCAGUCACCCAAAGCCUACCUCUUUGCUAGGGGCAGAGGAAAUUGGGCCAGGAUGAGUGUUGAGAUGAGUGACAUUAAAUGGGGGAAGGGGAGGUUACUUGGUGGAAGAGCCAGGCCCCUCUUAAGAGGUAAGAUCCCUUCCCCUGCUGUGGUGAACCUGGUCCCUAAUCUUCACCCUCAGGCCUGGAGAGCAUCUAGCUACAGCCUGAUGGCAAUAAAAUGUAUUUCCUUACUGGGAGGGCAAGUCAUCAGCUAACCUGCAGGUUAUCCCUCAUGUAUGUGAUCUUCAGGAGCCCAGAGUAGGAGAUGAAGCUCACUCUAGGUCUCCUGAAUUCGAGUAGGUGGCUGAUGCAUUUAUAAAGAGGCUGCUUUUUUUCUGGUCCUCUUAAAAUUCAGUUUGUAAUGAAGGAAAAGGAUUACAACGGUGAUAGCACUUCACAAUGAGUGGAGAUGCCAAUAUUCCAAACACACAAAUUAACUAUAUUGCAUAAACUUUCUUCUAAGUGAUUUAGUAUAAGAGAGAAUCCAUUCUCUAGUGAACCAAUAAAGCCCUUGCAAAGGUAAA
Messenger RNA from Gopherus evgoodei (Goodes thornscrub tortoise), 2524 nucleotides. RefSeq names its product purinergic receptor P2X 4 (gene P2RX4). Gene Ontology annotation, cellular component: nuclear inner membrane; plasma membrane. Gene Ontology annotation, biological process: response to ATP; monoatomic cation transmembrane transport. NCBI's taxonomy places the organism in Eukaryota, Metazoa, Chordata, Testudines, Testudinidae. Bases 508 to 1587 code for a protein of 359 amino acids. The record is from RefSeq and is a predicted model, not a curated record. Gene Ontology annotation, molecular function: ATP binding; extracellularly ATP-gated monoatomic cation channel activity; purinergic nucleotide receptor activity. The transcript has 12 exons.